AUGGGCGCGGAUCUUGUGAACGUGCAGAAUGCUAGCACGCAAGAUGUGUUCAACAUGAAGGAGCUCCUCACUGCAUACUUCGAAAAUGACUCGCAGCAACGCAUCACACUUGAGAAACUGGUAGGAGCUGGGAAGGUUUCUGUCGCUUGGCGCAUCCUGUACCGCUCUGACAACAACACCAUCCAGAGACUCGUCCUGAAGCACCUGCAAGAAGCGCUUCGUUAUGACAAAGACUUCGUGCAAGGCGACGAUGAUGAAGAAAUGGAUGACAAUGGACUUGGUGAGGAUAUAGCGGAUGGUCAACAGGAGGAAGUGAACGAUAUUACAAAAGAGAAGAAUAUCUUGAAAAUAUUGAAAUGGGCAAUGCAUAUUGUGCACAUGGUAGAGAUUCCGGAAGACCCGCUGAAACGAAAUAUCCCAAUGCGACCUCAUCGGUUAGGCCAUUGGAUAUACCUUGAAUGGGUUGAGAAUGGGGACGUCAAUAACUUCAUUAGCAAAGCCUUGGCUGCAAAAGUAGAGGUGGUCCCAAAUAGACUCCUGUGGAGGUUUUGGCUAUGUAUGCUUCGCAUGGUUGUGGCCAUGGGCUGGCCUCCUGAACCUGUCGGAGAUGCUUCUCCAGUUGGGGGCAUGAUUGAGCGAACUUCAACGAAACCAGUCCGCGGGAUCGUGCACAAUGAUGUGAACAAUGGAAAUGUCAUGUUUGGUGGUUUCACCGCCGGCCUGGACGAAGAGCAUGAUGUUUCUCCUCCAUUGAAAUUGAUAGAUUGGGGAGAAGCAGCAGAGUUCAAGGGAUUUGAUGGCGUGGCGGAAAGCUUGUUUGACGUCGCAACAGUCAUGAUAUCCAUCGUGUUGCUGUCAGAAGACGAGGGCAUCGAUCUCGGGCCUGGUAGUUAUGAAGUGCCGUUCCAAGCAUCAGCUCGUGCGCCUAAAAUCCAGACGACAGCUGUGAGCUUACUUCCCGACGAAAAUGGAAAGAAUCCAGUUCCGUUCCUUGAAAACGACCUGAAGGCAGCUAUAUGCACAUGUUUGGCCGGGGAGGAGAGCGAUCGGCCCAAAAUAACAACGUUAGUUGACCAAGCCGUGCAUGCCAUCAGGCACAGGAAUGAGCAAUGGUACGCGAACAAUGGUCACCCGAGACCCCAGUUAGAAUCAGAUCAGAACAUAGAUGCCAUCAUCAAAGCAUGUCUUUUGAAUGCCCCGGGAGCUGGGUGA
Neoarthrinium moseri is the source of this 1212-nucleotide messenger RNA. RefSeq lists its product as uncharacterized. Gene Ontology annotation, molecular function: protein kinase activity; ATP binding. Bases 1 to 1212 code for a protein of 403 amino acids. The record is from RefSeq and is a predicted model, not a curated record. The transcript has 6 exons. NCBI's taxonomy places the organism in Eukaryota, Fungi, Ascomycota, Sordariomycetes, Amphisphaeriales, Apiosporaceae. Gene Ontology annotation, biological process: protein phosphorylation.